Molecule: messenger RNA, 12837 nt
Organism: Gavia stellata (red-throated loon)
Lineage: Eukaryota; Metazoa; Chordata; Aves; Gaviiformes; Gaviidae
Gene: VPS13C
Product: vacuolar protein sorting 13 homolog C
Exons: 85
Coding region: 1-11253 (3750 amino acids)
Biological process (GO): protein retention in Golgi apparatus; mitochondrion organization; protein targeting to vacuole
Cellular component (GO): extrinsic component of membrane
Source: RefSeq, a predicted model, not a curated record
AUGGUGCUGGAGUCGGUGGUGGCGGAUCUGCUGAACCGCUUCCUGGGCGACUAUGUGGAGAACCUGAACAAGUCUCAGCUCAAGCUGGGCAUAUGGGGGGGUAAUGUGGCACUUGACAAUUUACAGAUAAAGGAGAAUGCAUUAAGUGAAUUGGAUGUACCUUUUAGAAUAAAAGUUGGUCAGAUAGAUAAACUUAGUCUGAAGAUUCCUUGGAAGAAUCUCUAUGGCGAGGCAGUUGUUGCAACUCUAGAAGGCUUGUAUCUUCUAGUAGUUCCUGGAGCAAGCAUUAAAUAUGAUGCAGAGAAGGAAGAAAAAUACUUGCAGGAUAAUAAACAAAAGGAACUGGCAAGGAUUGAGGAAGCCUUGCAGAAAGCGGCAGAAAAAGGCACUCAUUCACAAGAAUUCUUGUAUGGGUUGGAGAGUCUUAUUUACAAGGACACCAAGCCCGGACGUAAGCGUAAAAAGUAUAAAAAGCAUUUUAAGAGACCCUUUAAAAGUCAUGAUCGCUCAAAAGACAAACCAAAGGAGGAGAAGAAAGAUACUUUCUUAGAAAAGCUUGCGACUCAAGUUAUAAAAAAUGUGCAAGUCAAAAUCACAGACAUUCAUGUUAAAUACGAAGAUGAUAUCACAGAUCCACAGUGUCCAGUUUCCUUGGGAAUGACACUGGGCGAGCUUAGUUUACUGACAACAAAUGAGAACUGGACACCUUCUAUUCUGAAUGAAGCUGCAAAAAUAAUAUACAAGCUUUUGUGCCUGGACAGCCUCAGUGCUUAUUGGAACGUACACAGCAAAAUAUAUUAUCAUGGCUCCCGUGAACAAAUACUGGAUCAGCUGAAAAGAGGAAUUCCAUGUAGUGGUAACCAGCCUCAAGACUACCAGUAUAUUUUUAGACCAGUAUCAGCCUCUGCAAGACUGUAUAUCAACCCAUAUGCAGAAGUAGAACUAAAAACUCCCAAGCUUGAUUGUAAUGUAGAAGUACAGAGAAUUGUCAUUGAAUUCACUAAGCCACAGUACCUCAGCAUGAUAGACCUUCUGGAGUCCAUAGAUUACAUGGUUCGCAAUGUACCGUACAGAAGAUUUAGGCCAAAUGUAUCUCUCCAUAAGAAUGCCACACAAUGGUGGAAAUAUGCAGGUAACAGUGUUCUUGAAGUUCACAUCAAAAGACAUACUCGAAUGUGGUCAUGGAGUAACAUAAAACAACAUAGGCAGCUUCUGAAGAGUUACAAAAAUAUGUACAAGAACAAGCUGACACAGAGUAAACUGUCAGAAGAAACACAGAGGCAAAUUCAGGACCUAGAAAGAAAGCUUGAUGUCUUCAAUAUAAUCUUAGCAAGACAACAAGCACAAGUUGAGACAAUAAGAUCAGGACAAAAACUACUGAAGAAGAAAACCACUGAAGUAGAAAAAAAGAGUGGAGGAUGGUUUGGUGGUUUCUGGGGUAAAAGAGAAUCUAGGAAAAAAGAAGAUGAAGAAUCACUUGUUCCUGAAACCAUUGAUGAACUGAUGACACCAGAGGAGAAAGCUAAGCUUUUUACUGCUAUUGGGUAUAGUGACAGCUCCCAUCACCUUUCCUUACCAAAGCAGUAUGUUGCCCACGUUGUGACACUGAAGCUGUUAAGCACUUCUCUUACAAUUAAAGAAGACAAGAAUGUGGCAGAAACUCUUAAAGUACAGAUAAUUGAUCUGAGUACCAAAAUAUCACAGCGCCCAGGAGCACAAGCCAUUAAGGUUGAAGCAAAGCUUGAAAACUGGUACGUUACAGGCCUGAGACAAGAAAAUACUGUACCAUCUCUUGUGGCUUCCAUAGGGGAUAGCAAGUCUUCUCUACUUAAGAUAGAGUUUAAUGUUAACCCAGAGGAUAGUACUGCUGACCAGAGUCUUACUGUUGAAUCACAGCCUGUGGAAAUAAAAUAUGAUGCAAGAACAAUAAAUGCAAUGGUAGAGUUCUUUCAGACAAGUAAGGGAAUGGAUCUUGAAAGAUUAACAUCAGCCACGUUAAUGAAGCUGGAAGAAAUCAAGGAAAGAACUGCUACAGGAUUAGUUCAUAUUAUUGAAAUGCGGAAGGUCCUUGACUUGAAGAUUAAUCUGAAGCCUUCCUACCUUGUGGUUCCACAGACGGGUUUCUACCAUGACAAAUCAGAUUUGCUGAUUGUGGACUUUGGUACGUUUCAGCUGAACAGCAUAAAUCAAGGCAGUAGUCAAGCUUCUAGCUUUUCAUCUUUAGAGGAGAUUAUGGACAAAGCUUAUGACAAGUUUGAUGUGGAAAUAAAAAAUGUGCAACUUCUUUUUGGAAGAACAGGUGAAGACUGGAAGAAGGCUCGUUUUCAACAUCCAUCAACUUUGCACAUAUUGCAGCCUAUGGAUAUUCAUGUACAGUUGGCAAAAUCGAUGGUGGGAAGAGAUACCAGGAUGGCAAAGUUUAAAGUGUCAGGAGGACUUCCUUUGGUGCAUGUCAGACUCUCUGACCAGAAAAUCAAGGCAAUUUUUGAUCUGAUUGAUAGCAUUCCAUUCCCUCAGAUGUCAUCUGUGUUAAUUCCAAGCACGAAGGUACCGGCUAUUCCCACAAUUCCUAUUGUUCGUAAAGGGUUACUUAAUACACCGCAGUUGUUAGCAGAAAUAGCAUCAGACUCUGAAGAAGAAUAUUUUGAUUUUGAGGAAAGUUCUGAACCAACUGACAGGUCACUAAUUAAAGGAGAAGAAAUAAGAAAUAAGGAGCCUGCUAAAGAGGAACUGACAGAUCUUCAGUUGAAGUUUGAAAUCAAAGAGGUUUUAGUAGAACUCACCAGACAAAGGAAAACUGAGGAAACGGUACUUGUAUUUGAUGUAAUGCAUCUUGGGACAGCAGCUACUGUCAGAACCUAUAAUUUAGCAGCUACAUCUUAUUUAAAGAAAAUAAGCUUGGAUUACUAUGAAAUUGGAGGUAAAAAAGCACCGAUUCAUCUAAUUAGUUCCUCAGAUAAACCUGGCUUGGACCUUCUGAAGGUGGAAUACAUCAAGGCUGACAGGAAUGGGCCACACUUUCAGACAAUUUUUGACAACACUGAACAGAUGAUUCAAGUAGCUUUUUCAUCAUUGAACCUUCUACUGCAUACAGAGGCCCUUAUGUCUGCUGUCAGUUUUCUAACAGCUGUUAGUCCAUCAGGCAAUGAAAGUAGUGGAGCCACACCAACUAAAGAUGAAAAGCAAGAAGAUGACACUAGAUUGAAGAAAGGUACAGUUGUACCUUCCAAGGAUAAGGAUGUUUUUGACUUCAAGCUUUUUGCCAAGCUGGAUGCCUUCUGUUUAAAUAUUUGUGAUGAAAAAAAGAAUAUUGCAGAGAUCAAGAUACAAGGUCUUGACUCAUCUCUUCUCCUUCAGCCAAGUCACACUGUAUUCUUUGCCCGACUUGAAGAUAUAGUUGUCACAGAUGUUGAUUCAAGGACCCUUCAUAAAAAAGCUGUGUCUAUAGUAGGAAAUGAAGUUUUCAGUUUCAAUCUGACAUUAGAUCCAUAUGCUACUGAGGGAGAAGCCUACACAGACAUGUCAAAAGUGGAUGGUACCGUAUCUUUGAAAGUAGGCUGUAUUCAAAUAGUAUACCUUCACAAAUUUCUCAUGUCUCUUCUGACCUUCUUGAACAACUUUCAGACAGCUAAGGAGGCUCUGACUGCUGCUACAGUCCAAGCUGCAGAAAAGGCUGCUACCAGUGUAAAAGACCUGGCUCAAAGGAGUUUUCGACUUGCAAUGGACAUUCACUUGAAAGCACCAGUUAUAGUCGUUCCUGAGUCCUCAGUUUCUUCCAGUGCUAUAGUAAUAGAUCUUGGCUUGAUUCAGGUUCAGAACCAGUUCAGCCUGGUGUCUCCAGAAGGCAGUUUGCUCCCUCCAGUCAUUGACAAAAUGGAUGUGCAGCUGACAAAGCUGAAACUGUCUAGGACCACUAUGGAGACAGGUUUGUCGCAUCCAGACAUUCAGAUACUUCACCCUAUUAAUUUAAGGCUGUCUGUGAGACGAAAUCUGUCUGCAGCUUGGUUUCACAAAUUACCUGUAUUGGAGAUCACGGGGUAUCUGGAUACAAUGAACGUUGUGUUAAGUCAAGAGGAUUUGAAUGUCUUUCUCAAAGUGUUGACGGAAAACCUCGGUGAAGCAGAAGAAAAACAAACUCAUGCAAAAUCAGUACCGCAAAAGGAAGGUAAAACCAAAGAACUGGAGAAACUGGUUUUGACGCAGGAUAAGAGUGUUGCAGAAGGAAUGCUGUCUGAGAAGCAAAAAAGAAUAUUAAAUGAAGAUGUAAUCAAUGUGCAACUUAAUUUUGAAAUCAAAGAGGUUGUAGUAACCUUGAUGAAGCAGGUUCAGAAGGAGAGAUAUCCAUUACAUAUUCUAACUGUGCUACAGCUUGGAACUGAAACCAAAGUUAGAAAUCAUGAAUUGACUGCAGCAGCGUAUCUGAAAAAAAUUAUUAUGAGAUGCACUGAAAUAAAUGACUCAAAAGGAGAUCCUCUUUGCAUUAUUAAUUCUUCAAGUGAGACAGAUGAACAUCUUCUGAAAAUGGAAUACGUUAAGGCUGAUGCUGAUGGACCAGAUUUUGUUACUACUUACAGAAGCACCAAGCAAAACAUCAAUGUCAUCUUUUCAUGUUUGGAUAUAGUACUUCACACAGAGGCUUUGCUUUCCAUAAUGAGUUUUCUCACAUUCAGUGUGCCAUCAGGUGGUCUUCCCAGUACUGAUAAAGCAUCAGACCACAAGCCUCAAAUAAAAGAACAAGAAAAAAGAAGUACUCUUAGACCAGUGUCUGGUAAUGCAGCCCAUGAUGAUAUCUGUGAAUUAAAACUAACUGCAAAGCUAAACGCAUUUGGUAUUGCAGUGUGUGAUCAGACCUGUAGAAUUGCAGACAUUAGAAUACAAGGAAUGGAUGCAUCUGUAGCUAUGAAAACGAAAAAGAUUAAAGUGUUCUCCAGACUUGAGGACAUUGUAAUUAUAAAUGUUGAUCCAAAAACAAUCCAUAAAAAGGCUGUCUCCAUAAUGGGAGAUGAAGUGUUUAGAUUUCACAUGUCACUUUAUCCAGAUGCUACUGCAGGGGAAGCCUACGCUGAUAUGUCAAGGGUGGAUGGUAAAAUGUCUCUGAAAGUGGGCUGCAUCCAAAUAAUUUACCUACAUAAAUUCUUCAUGUCUCUCUUGAACUUCCUAAACAAUUUCCAAAUGGCACAAGAAGCCCUGACUGCAGUCACUGUCCAGGCAGCAGAAAUGGCUGCUUCCAGCAUGAAAGACUUUGCUAAAAAGAGCUUCCGCCUUUUAAUGGAUGUCAACUUGAAAGCUCCAGUUAUAGUUGUUCCUGAAUCUUCAACUUCAUAUAAUGCUUUGGUAGCUGAUCUUGGCUUAAUCAGAGUUCAGAAUGAAUUCAAGCUGGUGUCUUCAGAUGAAUCUUCUCUUCCUCCUGUCAUUGACAACAUGGAUGUGCAGCUAACUCAUUUGAAAUUAUCAAGGUGCAUUAUAUCCACAGAUUCUCAAAGAGAUUCUGAAAUUCUGCAUCCUCUGAGUUUGACUUUACUGGUCCAGAGAAAUUUAGCAGCAAGUUGGUAUCAUAAAGCCCCAACAAUUGGUAUCAAAGGAGACCUAAAACCAAUGCAGAUUGCACUCAGUGAAGAUGAUCUGACUGUUGUCAUGAAAAUUUUACUUGAAAACCUUGGAGGGGCAUCUUCCGAGACAAAUACUGUGCAAGAGAAUAUUGAAAAUACGCAGAUACUAAAAAAAGGGAAAGUUGCAAAUGAAUCUGAUUUCCGUGAGGUUCAGUGUUCUGCAGAGUGUUAUACAGCGCUUAAAUUUGACUUUAAUUUUGAGUCGCUUUCAGUAACUCUCUACACUAGGGAUACCAAUCAGGAGUCUCUGCUUUUGCUGCAUAGUGACAAACUGUGCCUUGGUGAACUCCGACUGCAUCUUAUGGCAUCGUCGGGAAAGAUGUUUUCAGAUGGCUCAAUGGAUAUUAAUGUUAAACUCAAGGCAUGUACCCUGGAUGAUCUUAGAGAAGGAAUUCAGAAUGUGACUGCAAGAAUGAUAGACAAGAAAGAUGACACAAAUGACAGUUCUAUGAUAGAUAUAAGCUACAAGCAGGAUAAAGAUGGAACUGAAGUCGUUGCUGUCCUUGACAAGCUGUACGUAUGUGCCAGUAUGGAGUUUUUGUUGGCAGUAGCAGAUUUUUUCAUUAACUCAAUGCCGGCAUCCUCAACUGAAAGAUCUGCACAGUUCCAAUUAAAGCAUGUUGCUUCUGGGAAAUCCAAGCCAGAAACAGAAAUAUCUGCAUGGCCAAAUAUGACAGUGAAAGCUGUGAUCAUGGAUCCAGAAAUUGUAUUUGUUGCUAAUUUGACCAAUGCUGAUGCCCCUGCCUUAAAAGUUUCCUUCCAAUGUGACUUUUCUCUGACAUCUGGAAAGCUCGCACAAAGGAUGACUGCUCAAGUGAAGGGCUUCAAAGUGUUGGCCUGUGCCUUUCUCAAAGAAAAACAAGACAAGAGUGUUACUUCGGUGUUACAGCCAUGUUCUUUGGUCAUGGAAAAUAUGAUGCAUGUCUCAGGGUUACAAACUGUGGUUGUAACAGUAGAAGAACUUACUAUAAAGAUAUCACCAAUAAUUCUGAAUACUGUGAUGACCAUUAUGGCUGCCAUAAGACCCAAAACAACAGAGGAGGAUUCUAGAGGAACAACUGAAGUUUCUGAGAAUCUGUGGCAAGUGAAGCCUAUAGAUGAGUGCAGUGCUUGGUUUCUUGGUGUUGAUGUAGCCACAGAAGCAACAGAAACUUUCAAGGACUGUGAACAUACACUGAAGCAAGAGAAAUUUGACAUUGUAGUGAAAUCAGUUCAGAUGACCUUGGAAUGUGGUCUGGGACAUCGUACUGUCCCUUUAUUGUUAGUAGAAUCUGUGUUUUCGGGUGUCCUUAAAAACUGGUCCUCACUGAUGGAGGUCACUGCUGAUAUGUCACUGGAGAUUCAUUAUUACAAUGAAACCUAUGCAGUAUGGGAGCCGCUUAUUGAACGAAUUGAAGGAGGAAGGAAGCAGUGGAGUUUAAAGCUGGAAAUGAAGACUAACCCUGUCCAAGAGAGAAGUUUGAUGCCUGGGGAUGAUUUCAUUGUUCUUCCUGAGCCACAAACUGCAGUUAAUAUCUCUUCGAAGGAUACAAUGAAUAUAACAGUAUCCAAAUGUUGUCUUGCUGUUUUCAGUAAUUUAGCCAAGGCGUUUUCAGAAGGGACUGCACCCACGUUUGACUAUUCCUUUAAAGAGACAGCACCUUUCAUAUUGAAAAAUGCCCUAGGUGUUCCUCUCAAAGUGCUUCCUAGCUCCAAUUUUCGGAUAGUUGGUUCAGUUGAAAAAGAAAACGUGAAUGAGGUAGAAAUUGGUCAGAACAUGGAACUGGAAUACUCUGUUUUUGAAGUGCCCCAACGAGGAAAGUUGUCUGCAUUGUACCGACAAGAAAGCUCUGCCUUCUCUUUAAAUUUAGAACUUCAAGGAUAUAAAGAAGUGGUAAACAUUCCCAUAGCCAAACCAGGUCGACGACUGUACAACGUAAGAAACCCUCUUGUUGAUCGUUCAGAGUCGAUCAUUGUACAGAUAGAUGCUACAGAAGGAAAUAAGGCUAUUACUGUACGAUCUCCUCUGCAGAUCAAGAACCAUUUCUCAAUCCCAUUUAUAAUCUAUAAACUGGCUAGAGACUCCAAGCUGCUGGAGCCAGUUGGUAUAUCCAAGCCAGAAGAGGAAUUUCAUGUUCCUUUACAUUCAUACAGGUGUCAUCUGUAUGUUCGACCAACAGGAAUGUUAGAGGGUCAGUUUAAAGAGUCCACAACUUACAUUGCAUGGAGGGAAGAGCUACAUAGGAGCAAUGAAGUAAAGUGCUUGUUACAGUGCCCAGCCAUGGAGACAAAUUUCUUGCCUCUAAUCAUCAGCUCAACAGCUGUACCUGAUGAACUAAAUUUUAUUUCAACUUCUGGAGGGGAGUGGGAUCCUGCCUACAUUAUCCACCUUUACCCUACAUUGACUGUGAGGAAUCUUUUACCAUACUCCUUGAGAUAUUUACUUGAGGGAACAGCAGAAGCCCGUGAAUUGACAGAAGGGAGUGCUGCAGAUGUUUUUCAUUCAAGAAUCAAUGGAGAAAUAAUGGAGCUUGUGUUGAUAAAAUAUCAAGGCAAAGACUGGAAUGGCCAUCUUAAAAUUUGUGAUGGGAUGCCUGAAUUUUUUUCUGUGUGUUUCACAUCCCAUUCUGCGACAGUGAUGACAGUGGAUAUUUACAUACAUUCUAGGCGGAUUGGAAGCCGUAUGAUCUUGUCUGUAUUCAGUCCUUACUGGAUAAUCAACAAGACUUCCCGUAUUCUCCAGUAUCGAGCUGAAGACACUCAUGUGAAGCAUCCAGCAGACUACAGAGAUAUUGUUUUGUUCUCCUUUAAAAAGAAAAAUAUUUUUAGUAAAAAUAAGAUCCAGUUACGUAUUUCAACUAGCACUUGGUCCAGUAGCUUUUCCCUUGAUACUGUAGGAAGCUAUGGAUGUGUCAGGUGUUCAGCGAAUAACAUGGACUAUCUGGUUGGAGUUAGCAUCAAAAUGAGCAGUUUUAACCUUACCAGGAUAGUUACCUUCACUCCAUUCUACACAAUAGCAAACAAAUCUUCUCUGGAACUAGAAGUUGGAGAAAUUGGUCCUAAUGGCUCUUUUCCAACUAAUAAAUGGAAUUAUAUCUCGACUUCAGAGUGUCUUCCAUUUUGGCCUGAAAACUCAUCUGGUGAACUUUGUGUAAGAGUAGUUGGCUGUGAAAGCUCAUCCAAACCAUUCCUGUUUAAAGCCCAGGAUAAUGGUACUCUGCUGAGGCUGGAAGAAUUGAAUGGGGGCUUACUGGUAGAUGUGAACGUUUCUGAGCAUUCUACUCUCAUAAGCUUCUCUGAUUACCAUGAGGGAGCUGCUCCAGCUCUUAUUGUUAACCAUACUUCAUGGGAUUCGCUCAGAUAUAAACAGAGUGGAUUACAAGAGGAAAUGGAGCUGAAACCAAAGCAAGUAUGCCUGUUCGCAUGGACAGAUCCAACUAAAACAAGAAAAUUGACUUGGGGCUACUCCCAAAAUUUUGGUGAACAUGACCUACUUAAGGAUGAAUGUGGCCAAUUCCCUUACAAUGCAAAUACUCAGAUACACUGGGUGUCUUUCCUGGAUGGACGCCAACGAGUGCUACUUUUCACAGAUGAUGUUGCAUUAGUUUCUAAAGCACGACAAGCAGAGGAGCUGGAGCAACCUGAUCAAGAAAUAAGCUUGUCAAUCCAUAGUCUUGGACUUUCUCUUGUUAACAACGAAAAUAAAAAAGAAAUCUCUUAUAUUGGAAUUACUAGUUCUGGUGUUGUUUGGGAACUGAAACAGAGGCAAAAGUGGAAACCAUUUAAUCAAAAGCAAAUAAACCUUUUGGAACAAGCCUAUCAAAAGUAUCUUUGUAAGAGUGCUUUCCAAGCUCCAGGUUGGCAUAAACUAGACAGCAAUACUGAGGUGAAUUUUAGUAAGGUUCCAAUGGAAAUGCGUCUCCCAGUCAGAUGCAGCAUCCGACGCAACUUCCUGUCAGGAAUUCAGGUUGAAUUCAAACAGUCGCCUCACCAAAGAAGCUUACGGGCUCAAUUGUAUUGGCUGCAGGUUGAUAAUCAACUACCAGGAUCGAUGUUUUCUGUUGCAUUUCACCCUGUAGCCCCUCCCAAGUCGAUUGCUCUGGAUUCAGAACCAAAACCCUUCAUUGACAUCAGCGUCAUCACUAGGUUCAACGAAUACAGCAAAGUACUGCAAUUCAAAUACUUCAUGGUUCUUAUCCAGGAAAUGGCACUGAAAAUUGAUCAAGGAUUUUUAGGAGCACUUAGUGAACUUUUCACUCCAUCUACAGACCCAGAAGCUGAAAGGCAAAGGUCUAAAUUAAUUCAGCAAGAUGUAGAUGCACUUAACACUGAGCUAAUGGAGUCUUCCCUAACAGACCUGUCAAUGCUCAGCUUCUUUGAGCAUUUCCAUAUUUCUCCAAUUAAGUUGCAUUUGAGUCUGUCUCUGGCUUCUGGUGGAGAAGCAUCAGAUAAGGGGGAAGAAAUGAUAGCCAUCCAUUCUCUGAAUUUGCUGUUGAAAAGUAUUGGAGCUACUCUAACAGAUGUGGAUGAUCUUAUUUUCAAACUUGCUUUCUUUGAAAUUAAAUAUCAGUUCUACAAGAGAGACCAACUGAUGAAGAGAGUUGUUAGACAUUACAGCGAACAACUCCUGAAACAGAUGUAUGUUCUUGUACUUGGGUUAGAUGUUCUUGGAAAUCCAUUUGGCUUAAUCAGAGGCUUGUCUGAGGGAGUUGAAGCUUUCUUCUAUGAGCCGUUCCAGGGUGCUGUUCAGGGACCUGAAGAAUUUGCUGAAGGCUUUGUAAUUGGUGUCAAAAGUCUUCUUGGACACACAGUGGGUGGUGCAGCAGGGGUGGUGUCUAGGAUCACUGGUUCUGUUGGAAAAGGCUUGGCUGCUAUAACUAUGGAUAAAGAAUUUCAGCAGAAACGGAGAGAGGAAAUGGGUCGGCAGCCAAAAGACUUUGGUGACAGCCUGGCCAAAGGAGGAAAAGGCUUGUUACGGGGUGUUGUUGGAGGUGUCACAGGCAUAAUUACUAAACCUGUAGAAGGGGCUAAAAAAGAAGGUGCAGCCGGCUUCUUUAAAGGAAUUGGAAAGGGGCUUGUAGGAGUGGUAGCCCGCCCAACAGGUGGCAUCGUGGAUAUGGCAAGCAGUACCUUCCAGGGAAUUCAAAGGGUGGCAGAAUCAACCGAAGAAGUAUCUAAUCUCCGUCCUCCACGUUUCAUUCAUGAAGAUGGCAUCAUCCGGCCAUACGAUAGGGUGGAAGCUGAGGGUUACGAUUUAUUUGAGAAAUUGCACAUCAGAAAACUGGAAAAAGAGAGCUAUCAAUUCCACUGUGCACUUCCAAGAGGCAGAAGAGCAAACCUUAUUGUUACCAAUAGGAGAGUGAUAUAUGUCAAAGAAGUGGAAAUCUUAGGCCAUUUAACAACAGAGUGGGAUUACUUAUUUGAAGACUUUACAUGCUAUCCCUCCUAUGAAGCAAAUGCUUUAAAAAUAACUGUUUUGGAUCAAAGGAUGUUCCAAAGGAAGGACAGCACAGGUCAUGAAUGUGUAAAGACAGUUCAGCUUCAGGAUGAAACUACAGCAAGGAGGAUUUGUUGUGCCAUUCAGGAAGCCCAAGCAACAAGAGAACAACAGAAGUUGGUGAAGCAAGCAUUGUUGCAGUUGCGGAAACCACAAAUGCUGUCUUGAUAAUGACAGGAUUUGUCGGGUUUGACCUUUGGUAUGCAAUUUUAUCCCUAAAAUUGAUUAGCAGCAGCAUAGAAACAUUGUGCAGAAAGUAAAGAUAAAAUAUCUGAUGUCUUCCUUCGAAGUUAACAGCCAUAAACACUUUAAGAAGCUAUGCCUGUAUCUAAAACUGUGGAUUUCAUUAUUCUAAUAUACGCGUUUAAGUUUAAAAAUUACAACUUUUGCUGAGAAGUUUUCCCACUGAAAUUUUCUUUUCUGCCCUUUUUCAAGUCAGGAGUUCUUGUAAAUGGAUUCUAAAAUGAAGUGGUUAUCUGAUUUGCGCUGUAAGUUUAUGGUUUACAGACAGGCUGUAGUAAUUGUGGUUCUAGUGUUUUGCAAAAUAAAGUACUUAUGUUACUGGUGGAAACUAAUUAGGAACUCCUUGUAUUUUAGGCAGCAUUCUCUUUAAAUUAAGCAAGAAGUGUACACAAUUUAGCUACUAUAAUUUCAUCCCUGUCUGUUUAGUAUUAGAAAACACAGCACUGGAGCAACGUAAGAAUGAGUAUGUAUGAAAGAAAUAGGCUAUUGUUGUCUGGAAAUGCUUACUUUGGAAUGUUGUCACUUUUUUAUACUGUAAAUGAAACACUGCACUUCAAAAAUGGAAAAUAUUACUCACCUGUCGUGCGAGUGUAUGGUUUUGGUUGUAUUGCUGUAGCUUAAAGACUUCCUCAGGAGGAACAGCAUGCUGGUUUUAGACAGCAUUGUAUGUCAAAAGCUUAAAUCAGACUAAUUAGCUUUCCGUAUUUCAGUGUAUAGUUACUCCACUGGAAGAGUGCCAUCUCAUUAAACGAAAAGUCACUUCUAAUAGAAUAUUUUGUUGCAGUUUCUCUUCCUGAAGACUGUUAGCAUUCAGUUUAGUAAAAUAUUUAAGCACAUUUAAAGUAUAUGCCUAGUUCUUAAUGGUAUGAAUAAUCCCACAAACUUCAUUGAGUCAAGUUCCAUUCUUAACACUAGGCACAUAUAUAAGUAACUGUCUGGGUCAAGGACUAUAUGAGCAAACAGAUUUUAGUUCAGUGAUCAGUAAACUGAGAGCUCUUGCUGUCAGUCUUUUGGCUCUCGAAUAAGAUAUAAAGUGUCCUUUCAAAUACUUACUCUUGAAAAUUUGCUCUUUCUAACUUACUUCACUUGGAAAGAAUGAUUUCUGGGUUUUUUAUUUAAUUUUGUACUAGAUAGUAGCUAUAGAUAUGAACUCAGUGAAUAGAAAUGGCAGUAUUCUUGCAUAUUCAGUAAGCAGAGUAAUCAUGAGAACUAGGCCUGGAUUUUUUGAACUCUUUACACUUAAGGGCUGGUAGUUUGAAUAAAGGUACUCUUAACCUGUACCUAUUUGGAAGUUAGCUGCUAAACACAGAACUUUUAGAGAGCAUCUGCAGACGUGGUUUUAUUGCUAUUGUGUGCACAUGGCUGUUAGUCUGAUUUGCUGUGAUGGAAAAAAUGUGGUGUAACCUUUAAUUCUGUGAUAUCACCUAUUUUCUAGAAAGCUCUGCUCAAAUAUUAACUAAAUUAGCUGUCUAGGUUUGUAUGUAUUUCAAGCCCGUGUUGAAGAAAAAA